Rattus norvegicus (Norway rat) is the source of this 474-nucleotide messenger RNA. NCBI's taxonomy places the organism in Eukaryota, Metazoa, Chordata, Mammalia, Rodentia, Muridae. The record is from RefSeq and is a predicted model, not a curated record.
AUGAGACCGCGGGCUGAGUUGGACAUUAAAGUCCCCUCAGGGCCAGCCCGGCGGGCUUCUGAGCCGGGUCAGACCCCGCCCGAGUCCGGGGGGGCUACGGCCCGUGGAACCCGCACAUCCGGCCUGCGCGGGACCCCAGCCGCAGCCCGCGCGGGCAAGUUCCCGGAGUCCCGCGCGAACAAAGAAGGCGCGGGCGGCGCCCGAGCUCGGCCCCCACGGCCGCAGGAGGACAAGGCCGGGCCGAGCGGGGGCGCGCGCUAUAGAAGAAAGACCCGCGAGGAGGAGCGCCGGCCCCGCUCACCUACCGGGCCGCCGCUUGCUCCCGCCGGGCGCCCGCCGAAAGCAUCAACGGUCACCGCCGUCGCCGGGCCGGGGGCGGGGCUCCGGGAGGGGCAGGGUCCGGCCCCUAAGAGCGGAGCUCCGACUCCUGGGGGGGCGGGACCCAGUCAUUGUAGGGCGGGGCCCAGGCCCUAG